This is a messenger RNA of Erythranthe guttata (spotted monkey flower), 471 nucleotides long. The record is from RefSeq and is a predicted model, not a curated record. Lineage: Eukaryota; Viridiplantae; Streptophyta; Magnoliopsida; Lamiales; Phrymaceae.
AUGGAUUUAUCUUACAAUAACCUAUCUGGUUCAAUCCCAAAGUCGUUGGAGGCACUUCAACACCUCGACUAUUUUAAUGUUUCUUUCAAUGCUCCAAGAGGAGAAAUUCCAACUGGUGGUCCUUUCGAAAACUUCACUACGGAUGCGGAAUUCCAAGGUUCAAUCUUUCACUUUGCUAUCAUAAUAUACAGAAGAAAAAAUAAGGCAGUCAAUGGAACUGACGAGCUGGUUCCCACUGUACCUCUAGAAAGAAUUUCGUAUUACGAACUCCUACAAGCAACUCAAAAUUUCAGUGAAACGAAUUUACUCGGUGUAUGGAGUUUUGGUUCUGUGUACAAAGCCGUUCUAAGAGAUGGCAAGAUUGUGGCUGUCAAGGUCUUCAAUUCGCUAUCGGAAGCUUCUUCUAAGAGCUUCGAAGUCGAAUGCGAGGUACUACGAAACAUCCCCACAGAAAUCUCACCAAAGUCGUGA